ACGUGACCCCAGCUGGGCCAAUGAACGGCGGCGGGAGGUGAAAUCCGGUUCUAACCGGUCCGGGGCUCCCAGCGCUAUAAAAACUUUAUAAACCCCCCGGAGCCCAAGCAGUGUGAGGAAGAGGAGACGGGAGCGACCCCCGGACCGGCCGCUGCCGCCGCUGCAACCCGCGCCCAGACUCCACUGCUGCCUCUGCUCCCGCCCCUCCACCGUCACCACCAUGCCCAAGAGAAAGGCUGAAGGAGAUGCUAAGGGAGACAAGACCAAGGUUAAGGACGAACCACAGAGGAGAUCUGCGCGGUUAUCUGCUAAACCUGCCCCUCCGAAGCCAGAACCCAAACCUAAAAAGGCCCCUGCAAAGAAGGGAGAGAAGUUACCCAAAGGGAAAAAGGGAAAGGCUGACUCCGGUAAGGAUGGGAACAACCCUGCAGAGAAUGGAGAUGCCAAAACAGACCAGGCACAGAAAGCUGAAGGUGCUGGAGAUGCCAAGUGAAUUGUGUGAAUUUUUGAUAACUGUGUACUUCUGGUGACUGUACAGUUUGAAAUACUAUUUUUUAUCAAGUUUUAUAAAAAUGCAGAAUUUUGUUUUACUUUUUUUUUUUUUUUUUUUAAAGCUAUGUUGUUAGCACACAGAACGCUUUGUUGUUUUGGGGGGGAUGGGGCAGAUGUUACAGAUAGGAUAUCUCAGAAGCUGGGUUGAAAUAGGAGGGGAUUUCUUCCCCUCCUAGUUUUUGAGAAGACUUCUCUUGGAUGCCAAGAGAAGGUUCCCUGACACUCUCUUUUUCUGUCUCUCUCAGACACACACACACACACAGAUUCAUAGAUGUGAACACUGAUACCCUCAGCCUGUCUAGUGAGGGUAGGAGUGGAUAACUUCAAAAAUUUGUACUUCUUCCCUGUCUGCCAUAAGCAUCAACUUGACUCCUCCAAACCCAGGGGCCUAUCAGGACCUGCCCCUAUUUCCCUCUUUGCUUCCACCCCCAAAUCAAUUGUGUUGGAUACCAAUUUUUCAGGUAAUCUGAACUUGAAUUAUGGCCCUAAGGAGGCCUCCCCCAAAAAGCCGCAGCUCCUUUCAUAUUGGGGAUCUUUUCUAAUUAAGAAUUCUGCAGUUUUCAUUUCCUCAAAAGUCAGGGUAGGCUCGUGAAAAGUUGUUAAACAACAUAAGCUCAAUGUGAAAAGUGUCCACCCUCACUCUAAACUUUUCCCUGUUAAGGUAUAAAAUAAAGACUCUUCAUUGGGUUUUAUAGUGACUUUAUGUUUUUGGUAGUCCACGGAGGAGGGGAGUUUGAAAGUUGUUGUAUAAUGUUGCCGAUCGUAGCCCAUGUCCUGCCUGAAUUACCAUGAUUGUUUAUGAAAAGUAUCUUUAAUAAAGCUGGAUACAGUUUGGCUUGGA
Sarcophilus harrisii (Tasmanian devil) is the source of this 1393-nucleotide messenger RNA. It is a transcript of the gene HMGN2, whose product is annotated as high mobility group nucleosomal binding domain 2. The record is from RefSeq and is a predicted model, not a curated record. Gene Ontology annotation, biological process: chromatin organization. Gene Ontology annotation, cellular component: nucleus; chromatin. Lineage: Eukaryota; Metazoa; Chordata; Mammalia; Dasyuromorphia; Dasyuridae. Gene Ontology annotation, molecular function: nucleosomal DNA binding. The transcript has 6 exons. The coding region runs from base 221 to 493 and encodes 90 amino acids.